Messenger RNA from Caenorhabditis angaria, 901 nucleotides. The record is from the annotation of a GenBank genome assembly. Lineage: Eukaryota; Metazoa; Nematoda; Chromadorea; Rhabditida; Rhabditidae.
AUGCAACGGUGGUCGAGCGUCAUUCUAAUUGUAUUAUGCUGUUUGUUACGGGAAGCGCUCUCCUAUACCGAACCGAGUAAGUUUUCCGAGAGAGCGAAAAAAAAAUCAAAGUCCAUUUCGAUGUAUCAUAGUCAAGUCAGUCAUAAAUUGCCUUCAUCAAUCCAAGUGCAGCGAUAACUUUUUUUUCUCUUUUUCAAGAAAAAUUGAAAUAAAAACAACAUAGGGGAGAUAUCCUUUGGGAGAUGACGAGGCAGCCGCGCAUUUCAAUCAACACCGAGAAAAAACCGACCAAAAUUGAAUUGUAUAUACAUUCACCUUGGGGAAUGAAUUUUUACAGUUUACGAAAUUGUCGAAGAGGACACACCAAUUGAUGAUUAUGAGGUGGCAAGAAAAUUAGAGCAAAGUGGCAGAGUUUUCUCCAAGAGAGGUAAUCAAGAUUUUCAAGUCUAUUCCAAUGUUCAUCUAUUUCAGAUAUUGAUGGAAAUAUGCCAGGAGUGUUGAGAUUUGGUAAACGUGAAAGUGGAGUUCAGAAAAAAGAGAUGCCAGGUGUCUUGCGCUUUGGCAAACGUAACAUCUUUGAUGAGACGAAACGAGUUCCAGGAGUGUUGAGAUUCGGAAAACGAUCAGAUAUUCUUGACAAACGGGAGAUGCCUGGAGUUUUGCGUUUUGGUAAACGUGCGACUAUUCAAGAAAUUUUUGAUAAACGCGGCGAAGUUCCCGGAGUUCUUCGAUUCGGAAAACGAAAUGUUCCAGGAGUUCUCAGGUACCCUCGAAAACUGGUUUUGAUAUGCGAAACUUGAAAUUUUCCAGAUUCGGUAAACGCAGUGACUUUGGUGAGCAAUACGCUGGAAUUUUGCUCAAGAAGAGUGCACCGGGAGUUUUGCGAUUCGGACGCAAAUAG